This is a messenger RNA of Drosophila takahashii, 447 nucleotides long. RefSeq lists its product as uncharacterized. The record is from RefSeq and is a predicted model, not a curated record. NCBI's taxonomy places the organism in Eukaryota, Metazoa, Arthropoda, Insecta, Diptera, Drosophilidae.
AGCGAGAGGUGACCCAUUCAAAAUUUGUAACUACUAAAAAAUUGUAAAAUCCACAAUCCCAAACAAAAAGAGGGGUGAUCCAUUGCCAAUUUGAGCACCAUGUGUUUCAACGAACUGGACGAGCGCUCUGUACUCCCAGAUUGCCACAUCGCGAACCGCGUGUUCCUCUUCUCAUUGCUCCAGUCCCUUCAGGAACAGGAACGUCGGCCGGAGGAUGUAGAUGUUGAGUUGCGGGAUCGCUACAAUGUAUUCCGCCAGGUGCUGCCUAACUAUCCGCUGCCAGAACUGGAAAGCCCCGAGAUCCAAUCUUAUUUUGAAGGGUAUCAGCAGGAACAGCACUCAGUCUCGCUCUCCAUGGAUUCGAACUCAUCCGGCGAAGACACCAGCGAUACCAGCCUGGACAGUGAUCCCGGCCAGAUCGCAAUAUCCGCCAACAGGACGGACUAA